AAAUAUUUUUCCACAUCAGCUCCAGUCACUCCGGGAUAUUUGGGAUGCUAUAAUGAUGUGGAUGCUGCUUCUGAUAAGGAUCUCAAUCUUGCCAACACAAAUCAACCAGCAAUGACAAUUGAAUCUUGUAUUACGUACUGUCUACAAAACGAUUACCUCUACGCUGGACUGCAGGCUGGCAGGAAUUGUUAUUGCGGCAACUCGUAUGGAAAGCAUGGAAAGGCGUUGGACAGUGAUUGCAAUUCAAAAUGUGCCGGGAGUAUAACGGAAACAUGUGGAGGAACGUUGAAGAACAGCAUUUAUUCACGUAAACACGUUAGUUGA
Molecule: messenger RNA, 324 nt
Organism: Helobdella robusta
Lineage: Eukaryota; Metazoa; Annelida; Clitellata; Rhynchobdellida; Glossiphoniidae
Exons: 2
Cellular component (GO): plasma membrane
Source: RefSeq, a predicted model, not a curated record